This is a messenger RNA of Nycticebus coucang (slow loris), 2391 nucleotides long. RefSeq names its product protocadherin alpha-9-like. The record is from RefSeq and is a predicted model, not a curated record. Gene Ontology annotation, cellular component: plasma membrane. Gene Ontology annotation, biological process: homophilic cell-cell adhesion. Gene Ontology annotation, molecular function: calcium ion binding. Lineage: Eukaryota; Metazoa; Chordata; Mammalia; Primates; Lorisidae.
UGGAGGAUGGAGUUGACGAAAUCAAAGGAUUUCUCUUAAUUUUUAGGCAUUUCUCACUAAUUAUAAACAGACCAAGUACUUGAAAUGUUGUGCUCAGGUCAAGGAGACCCGGAGACCAGGAAUCUACUGCUCUCGUUUCUGAUUCUAGCAGUCUGGGAGGCAGGAAACUGCCAGCUUCGCUACUCGGUCCUGGAAGAGGCCAAACACGGCACCUUUGUGAGCCGCAUCGCGCAGGAUCUGGAGCUGCAGCCGACAGAUUUGGUGCAGCGCCCAUUGCAGUUGGAUUUCAAAGGCCGCGGUGACCUUCUGGAGGUAAAUCUGCAGAAUGGCAUUUUGUUUGUGAAUUCUCGGAUUGACCGGGAGGAGCUGUGCGGGCGGAGCGCGGAGUGCAGCAUCCACCUGGAGGUGAUUGUGGACAGGCCGCUUCAGGUUUUCCAUGUGGAGGUGGAGGUGAAGGACAUUAACGACAACCCGCCUGUGUUCGCAGCUCCACAAAAGAAUCUCUUCUUCGCGGAAUCCAGGGUGCUUGACUCUCGGUUUCCACUAGAGGGCGCAACCGAUGCAGAUAUCGGGGAGAAUGCUCUGCUCACUUACAGACUGAGCCCCAAUGAAUAUUUCUCGCUGGACGUACCAACCAAGGAUGAGCAGGUAAAACCUCUUGGACUUGUAUUACGAAAGCCUUUAGACAGAGAAGAAAACCCAGAGCUUCAUUUAUUGCUUAUGGCCACUGAUGGAGGCAAACCCGAACUGACUGGCACUGUUCAGCUACUCAUCACAGUGCUGGAUGCCAAUGAUAAUGCCCCAGUUUUUGACAGAACACUCUAUAAAGUAAAAUUACCAGAAAAUGUACCUAAUGGAACAUUGGUAAUCAAACUCAAUGCAUCAGAUUUAGACGAAGGUUUGAAUAAGGACAUUAUUUAUUCAUUCUCAAGUGAUGUUUCAUUGAAUAUGAAAGCCAAAUUCCACAUAGAUCCCAUAACUGGGGAAAUUACAGUGAUAGGACUAAUUGAUUUUGAGGAAAGUAAAGCCCACAAGAUUCAAGUACAGGCUACUGAUAAAGGAUUCCCACCACUCUCUGGUCAUUGUACAGUUCUUGUGGAAGUUGUGGAUGAAAAUGACAAUGCUCCACAGCUGACUGUCAAAACUCUCCAGCUUCCUGUAAAAGAGGAUGCACAAAUGGGAACAGUUAUUGCACUUGUCAGUGUGACUGACCUAGAUGCAGGUGCAAAUGGACAGGUGACAUGCUCCUUGACGCCUUCUGUCCCCUUUAAGCUGGUGUCCACCUUCAAGAAUUACUAUUCAUUGAUGCUGGAUGGCGUCCUGGAUCGGGAGACUGUUUCCUUCUAUGAGUUGGUGGUGACCGCUGGAGACGGGGGCUCACCUUCACUGUGGGCCACGGCCAGCAUGUUUGUGGAGGUGGCUGAUGUGAACGAUAAUGCGCCGGCUUUUGCACAGCCGGAGUACACUGUGUUCGUGAAGGAGAACAACCCGCCGGGCUGUCACAUCUUCACCGUGUCAGCGCGGGACGCGGACACGCAGGAGAACGCGCUGGUGUCCUACUCUCUGGUGGAGAGGUGGGUGGGCGAGCGAGCGCUGUCGAGCUACGUGUCUGUGCACGCGGAGAGCGGCAAGGUGUACGCGCUGCAGCCUCUGGACCACGAAGAGCUGGAGCUGCUGCAGUUCCAGGUGAGCGCGCGCGAUGCAGGCGUGCCACCGCUGGCCAGCAACGUGACGCUGCAGGUGUUCGUGCUGGACGAGAACGACAAUGCGCCCAAGCUGCUGACGCCUCGGGUUGGUGGCAGUGGCCACACGGUGACUGAGCUGGUGCCGCGGUCAGUGGGGGCGGGUCACGUGGUGGCAAAGGUGCGCGUGGUGGACUCUGACUCAGGCUACAAUGCAUGGUUGUCUUACGAGCUGCAGCCUGCGGCUGGCAGCACACGCAGUCCAUUCCGUGUGGGUCUGUAUACCGGAGAGAUCAGCACGACACGUGCCCUCGAUGAUGCCGACGUGUCGCUCCAGCGCCUGCUGGUGCUGGUGAAGGACCACGGUGAGCCCCCACUGAUGGCCACGGCCACCGUGUUGGUGUCACUGGUGGAGAGCGGCCAGACGCAGAAAGCCUCUUCUCUGGCGUCUACUGGGGUUGCAGGCCCGGAGGCCAUGGUGAUGGAUGUUAACGUGUACCUGAUCAUCGCCAUCUGCGCGGUGUCCAGCUUGUUGGUGCUCACGCUGCUGCUUUACACGGCGCUGAGGUGCUCGGCGCCACCCACUGAGGGCAAGUGUAGGGCUGGGAAUCCCACAGUGAUGAGCUCCAGCCAAAUAGGAAGUUGGUCUUACUCGCAGCAGAGGCGCCAGAGGUGUGCUCUGGGGAGGGUCCCUCCAAGACAGACCUAA